This is a messenger RNA of Triticum turgidum subsp. durum (durum wheat), 654 nucleotides long. Lineage: Eukaryota; Viridiplantae; Streptophyta; Magnoliopsida; Poales; Poaceae. The record is from the annotation of a GenBank genome assembly.
AUGGUGCAACUAAUCUCGGAGUUCCUCGGCGCCGGCACCGGGACGGCGGUAGCAACCCUCGAAUGGGCCCUCGCCCACCUUGUCGACAAGCCGAAGAUGCAGGAGAAGCUCCGCGGUGAGGUCGACGACGGCGAGGUCUCCUGUGCAGGUGCAGGCAUGCCUUACCUGCAUGCUGUCGUGCUGGAGACCCUGCGCAUGCACCCACCGUUGCCGGUCAUCCUGCGCCAUAUCCAUGCUGAUGUCGUCGUGGUGCUGGUCGGAGGAAUGGCAGUGCCGCCGCCGGCCGGCCGACUUUUACGUGAAUUUCUUUGCGAGGGACAUUGGCAGGGACAACAAGAUAUGGAAGGAUCCCGACGAGUUCAUGCCAGAGCGGUUCCUGGCCGGUGGCGACGGGGAGGGCGUCGUCCCAUUGCCGGGGCCCAAGCAGAUCAGGAUGAUGCCAUUGCCGGGCAUAGGUUCUGCCCUGGCGUGGGCAUGACCAUGGUGAACAUGAAGAGCUUAUUGGCCGCUCUCGUGCGCGAGUUUGAGUGGGCGGUGCCGACGGGCACCAGCACUAUUGACCUCACGGAGCUGGAUUCCUUCUUCAAGGUGAUGAAGAAGCCGCUUUCCGCGCGUGUCACGCGGACGCACCAAAUCCAUCUAAAGAUCUCGUGA